This is a messenger RNA of Aplysia californica (California sea hare), 8756 nucleotides long. RefSeq names its product ATP-dependent RNA helicase DEAH12, chloroplastic. The transcript has 2 exons. Gene Ontology annotation, cellular component: intracellular anatomical structure; catalytic step 2 spliceosome. Gene Ontology annotation, molecular function: zinc ion binding; RNA binding; ATP binding. The record is from RefSeq and is a predicted model, not a curated record. NCBI's taxonomy places the organism in Eukaryota, Metazoa, Mollusca, Gastropoda, Aplysiida, Aplysiidae. Gene Ontology annotation, biological process: spliceosomal complex disassembly. The coding region runs from base 536 to 6862 and encodes 2108 amino acids.
CUUUCGCUAAAAAUGUUCUGUCAGUUCUGGUCGUUUCCGUGCAAACAUUCUUCUGUGGAUCUUUUUACCUCGAUCACCGGACAGUUUCCUGGAAUUUCCUCGAUCGAUCCGACAAAAUAAAUAAAUUAUUAUACGCUAGGGCUAGCCUAGAAAUAAGUUCCUGAUAACCAUUGAACUCAUUGAAUUGUAUUCGUAGCCAAGGCAGGCAGAUGUUCUAGGCUAGAUGUAGAUCGUCCACAAACACACACCGCUCUCCCUCUGUCGAUCGAGUGUUUCAAAUCCUGGCGAGGUUAUCUCUGGCCAUCUUCUGACAAAAAUAAAUGGACCAAAGGCACCAAGGAGGCAGCGCUGUGUUAUGAAAUCAAAGGAAAAUAGAUCAUGUGUUAUUAGCGAAUGUUAUGUCUACAUUACACAGUAAACAUUUUAUGACAAAAGACCGAUGCACACUGUUUGUUUCUGAGAGUAUGAGACUGAUUUUGGAGUAGUGCCAAAUUAUGCUCCAGAGACUUAUGAGACUUCCAGAAAGAAAGUGGUAAUGGAAAAGAAUAACAAAGACCCCAGGGUGUUUUACAGAAAUGCCUUUCGUGGAAGGGGAAGAGGUCAGAAUGCAAGUCACAGAGGUGGACGAGGAGGGCCAUCAUACGGUGCUGCUGGUCUUUAUGAAGAACUAGGAGAAGACCAGAGUGUAAAUCACCCAAGAGGAGUAUGGAGAGGAGGAGGAAGGGGAGGAGGAGGAAGAGGGAGAGGAGGAAGAUUUGAUCAGGCUGGUUUUUGUCUAGAUGUAGGGCCUGAUGACUUUGGAAGAUUGUCAAGGGGACAAAGAAGAAGAGAAUGGGGUUCGUUUGAUGAGAUGGAACCAACUGGAGAACAAAGCUGGGCUAGAGACCAUUGGAAGGAAAUAGGAUUGGGACCAUUUGUCAAGGCUGGCCCCUACCAGGAAGAAGGAUGGGGUGGAAGUAGAAGUUUUGCAAAGGGAACAGGACAAGGUAGGGAUGGCAUUGACCCAAGGGGACGAGGACAGGGAUCAUCUGACGGAAAUUUCCGAUGUCAAGAGAGACGGAAUAGUCAACCCUACUGCAGAAGUUAUUCAAAAAGUACAAAAUCUGCAGAAUAUGCUGUACGCCAUGAUGAGGCUCCACCCCGUUCUGCCUACAUUUCUCAGAAAGUCGGUCGGUCUCGCUCGUCUUUGGCUCCACCUGCUACAGCCCAAAACCUCUCCAAAGCUUCCGCCAGAGACAAGGAAUGUAUUACACAGAAGAGAGGAAAAUGGAGAGGAAAGUCCAAUGAUAAAAAGUGCAAGGACGAUGGUUUUGUUGGUGGUCAGAGUCAGAGUUGUGUGGACCUUUCCACUGUGAGGCAGAGGCAGAAUCUUGAGGGAUGUCGGAGAACAUCGAAAGUGAAAGAUAGUGAGCCAAACAGCUCUCAGAGGAUGAAGACAGAAGCUAGUUUGCGAGUCAAAGACUCUUUUACAGAUGCAGAAAGUGUCAAGAAUGUUAUCUUAGAAAACUUUUCAAAAAGGGAAAACUUGGAACUGGAAUUUGUGGAAGACAGUAUCGUGUCUACAAGAGAACGCACAGCAUGUUCUGUUAUACUUUACCACAGAGAAAAUCUAUCUGGAGGGUCUGUAUUUGCAGAGUUAUGCAAAACAAUGAAAGAUAAAGUGAACACUGAAGUCACAUAUUAUAUUUCACGUACUUACAAAGAAGGUAGCGUCAAGAACACUGACUUUGUAAAUGAAGAGAGUGAUUAUUCGGACGCCUCACAGAGCGCAAAGACUGUAAAUUGUAAGAAUAAGAAACGAAGAAGCCGAGGGACAAGUAAAGUGAAUGCAAAAGGGGAUGUCAAUACUGAUACUUCUUCACAGAACAAAAGUGGACCUCCAGCUAAACCUGUGCCAUCUCCUGUACCGACCACUCUGAGUAUUCGUAUUGAGAAAAGCUUCAAGGAUACUGACGCUGUCCGACAAUAUCUCCUUGAAAAAAUUGAAAAGAAGAAGUAUUCUUUUGAAAUUGUACCGAACAGCAUUAAUAUUCGCAAGUUUCAAACUUAUUGUGAAUUGAAAAUGCCCAGUAAAGCUGCUGCUGAGAGGUUAAGGAACCUACUGAAUGGCUGCAAAGAAGUGAAAAUUUUUAAUGGCAAUAAGAUAAAGAAAGCUAUAAGUGAUGCUCAGAGAAACAGUAUGAAGCGGGAUAUUCAGAGAGAAUCAGCUUUGAUUUUUUCUCAUCUUACACAGCAUGACGAGAAAAUCAAGAAGUUUGAAGACUCCAUAGUUAACUUGGAACGAAAAUCUGGCAAGCAUCUUUCAUGCAGAAGUGAAAGUGAAAUUUUGGUUUUGAAAGACAAACUGGAAGAAGCAGUGCACCAGAAAGACACAUUCCAGGAACAAUGUACUAAGAUGAUUAGCCUGUUAGAAGAUCUCAGUACAUCAACAAUGUUUUGUGAAGAUCAGUGGACUAAGCUGCUUCGUUCUAUUAGCAUUGAGUGUAAGAGGCUGUCAAAUGCCCUGCCUAUGUAUGCUCGCAAGAAUGACAUUCUGGAUGUGAUCUCUGCCAACAAAGUCUCUGUCGUGCUCGGGGAGACUGGCUCAGGAAAAAGUACACAGAUGGCUCAAUAUAUAUAUGAGUCGGACAUUAAUGCAGAAGGUAUGAUUGUUUGCACACAGCCAAGGAAGAUAACUGCCCGCACUCUCGCUGAAAGGGUUGCUUUUGAACUUACGAGCACAGUUGGGAAUCUGGUUGGGUACAUAACAGGUGCUCAAAAAUGUAUUGGGCCUAUGACAAAGAUUGUCUUUACCACAGAUCAUUCGUUGCUCAAUGAGUUCCUGAAAGACCCUGAUCUGCGCGCCUACUCUUGCAUCAUAGUUGACGAGGCUCAUGAACGAAGUAUUUACACAGACAUUUUGCUGGGCAUGAUCAAAUCCUGUUCAGAACGGCGGCCUGAGUUGAAAGUUAUCAUUACUUCUGCUACUAUCAAUCCAGAGAUUUUCAUCAACUACUUUCCAAACAAGCCAACUUUGCUUCAAGUCUCCGGGAGGACUUUUCCUGUCAACGUGGUUUACGAGAGUGCAGAUGAAACCCAAGAUUUUGACAACAUAGAAGAAAAGGCAGUGUCCAAAGUUGUGAGUAUCCAUAAGAGUAAGGUACCAGGAGACAUCCUUGUAUUUCUGACGUCAGCUGUUGAAAUAAUGCGUUGCUGUGAAGAAACUAAAAAGAGACUGAAAGAUCCUGAGAAGUAUCAAUGUUUACCUCUUCAUGGUCAGCUUCCCGCAGAAGAGCAACAGGAAGUUUUCAAACAGCUUGAUGUCGGGGUGAGGAAGAUUGUCUUUGCAACAAACUGUGCAGAGACCUCAGUGACGAUUGAUGGAAUCAAAUUUGUCAUUGACCCAGGCGUAGCCAAAGAGAUGAAGUAUGACCCCAAGAAAAACAUCAGCCUUUUGGGAACUCACAUUAUUAGCCAGAGCUCAGCCAAUCAGAGAAAAGGAAGAGCUGGUCGCACUGCCAGUGGCACCUGUUACCGCCUGUACACUGAGAAAAGCUUUCUUACCUUGGCAACCAGCUCUGAACCAGAGAUUCUUCGUGUUCAUUUAGGACAGGCUGUUUUAAAACUGGCAGAACUGGGUGUUAAUGCCAGAAGCUAUGACUUUGUGGAGCCACCAAGCAGAGAAGCUCUUGACACUGCUGUCAGCACUCUGAGAGAAAUUGGUGCUUUGCUGGAUGAUAGCAUUACUGAAACUGGUCGGUUUAUCUCUAGAUUACCCUUUGAUCCUGGGCAAGGACUAUUGGUGUUCCUUGGACACAAGGACCAUUUACUGUACGAUGCUGUUGUAAUUGCCGCGUUACUCAGCAAUGGCUCAGACAUAUUUUACAGGGGACUCACUGACGUGGAGGAGCAGAAUUCAGCAAGGAAUAAAAAUCAGUUUGCUUCCCAGUUUGGAGAUCCUUUCACCUGGUUCAACGUUUACAAAGAAUGGUCCUCUGCUCCAAAGAAACAGCAGUCAGCAUGGUGUAAGGAGCACAGCGUCGACAACAAGGUGAUGAACUACACAAGGCAAUGUGUCAGAGAUGUUGCCGAUGUUUUGCGUAAAGAGCACAGGAUUCACAUGGAAGAAAACUUCUCAGACUCAGAGACAGCUGUAGACCGCUUGAGGAAGAUGGUCUUCACAGCAAACCUGUCAAUGGUUGGCCAUUUUCUGGGUCAUCAACGGGCUGGUUACUAUGCCACCGGGAUUCAGCGCCAAGUGCAUUUUCAUCCUUCGUCUUCUUUAAUGAGUCAAAAUGCAUAUCCAGAAUGGAUUGUAUACUCACAGUUUGUCAAGUCGUCUCGAGACUUUAUCAAAGGCAUCACUGUCAUCGAUGAGGCAUGGGUUCAGGAAGCUGUGAAUGAAAAACAGUUGGCGAUUGAUAUUGCUGAGGUCAAAGGAAAGCAAUCACGCCUUGUUCACAGAGAGGAAGCUGGAAAAAUUGUCUUCAGGGCUCUGGUCGGGCCACGCUUUCAAAAUCUGAUGGUUCUGGAGGACUGCUUUGUGAAGGUUGGGAUGGAAACUGUAGUUGUAGAAGCACACCGUGAUCUCGGAACUGUAGAUGUUUUUUCAUCUAGCCCUCGCAACCAAAAUGUCAUCAGAAUGUUCAACAGCUACAAGGAGAUGACUCUUCAGGAACUGCAAAGUCGAGAGCAGGAAUUUUCUGUAAAUAAAUCAUCUAAGAACGAGCAAGGUGGGUGCAGAGUGAUGCUUGGACAAGGUGCUGAGGUGAAAUUAGUUCUUAUGCCCGGACAAAGCACUAAAGUCUUGAUAAAAAAUGCUCCUGACACAAGCACUGUGGAAGAUGUAAGGGACAAAUUCUCUGUAUAUGGUGAAAUAAAGGAUUGUUUCCGUUUCAAAUGUGAAGAUCCUUGGGGUCUGAUUCGAUUUGCUACCUGUUCAGAAGCAGAGAAAGCUGCGAAUGAAACCAAGGAUCAUGAAGUGCACACUGCAGUGUUGUUGAAAACUGAUGGGCAAAGGCAGCAGAAGGCGCCCCAGUUUCAGGCUCGUCUUUCUUGGUGCAGACGACCUGUGAAAGGAAGAGGCACAGCAUUCAUCAAAUGCCAGCCCGAUGUGAAAAGGUGUCUUCUUUUUCAACCAAUACUACUGAAUUUGAGAACAUGUACAAUCAAAGAGAGUAACAAAGGUGAGGAUUUGGUUGUCUUCAAUACAGGGAACACUUCAGAAGAUAUUAUCAAAGACAAAAUUUUGGAGCUACUGAGACAGAGAGGUGAGAUUCAUAAAAGUCUGGAGCAUGAAAUUCGUGUUUUUGUUGUUCGGGAAAAUAUAGUUGCUCCAACGGAAGAAGAAAUGAGUAUGCUAGAAACUGCAGUGCUCAGUGAGUUUGACAUGCACCUCCAGUCUCGCUGGGACACAUGCACUGUUGACUUGAAACAUCCAAGAGAUAAAGACAUCAAACAAAUUGGCUUUGUAUAUUUCAACAACCCAGUGUCUGGCUUCCGCGCAUGUCAGCGUCUACAAGGCAUCCUCAGUAUGGAUGGUCGACCAGUAGAAAUUAGCCCCAAACUGAAGACAAGUAUCCAUAUUCCACGCAAGAUUAUGGAAGCCAGCAAGCUCCGAUUUGAUGACCACAUUCAAGGCUUGACAAGAAAUAAAGAGACUGAAGUGACAAUUGUGCCUCUAAAGCAAGGAGAUUUCCGGUUAGACAUUUCUUCACCGAAGGCCGAGUGCAUUGCUCUGGCCAGAGAAGUCUUUCAGACUGAGCUAGAGGGAGAUGUUAUUGAGUGUGGGAGGUCAGCACUACGUGAAUGUCUCCUCUCACGGCAGGGACUCCAGGAAGUUCACAAAGUGGAGGAAUCAGCUGAUGUGCUCAUUGUUGUUAAUCAAAGAGAAAAACAGCUGCACUUAUAUGGUCAGGACGAAAAAAUGAGCAAGGCGAAAAUGGACCUAAACACAUAUCUGAGCAGACUGGCUGAUGGGAGAGAAGAAUGCAUUAACCUGAAAGCCAAAACUCGCCCUCCAGGUUUAAUGAAAGCACUGCUGCUCAAAUACGGACAUACACUGGACGGACUUCAGAAUGAGUUCCAACUAAACAGUGUUAAAAUUGACUUUAAACUUCAGAAAAUCUCCCUUGUAGGGAAAGAUGAAGCUUUGAGAAACUGUACUAUGAGCAUUGAAGAACUUUCCAAAGAUCUUGCUGAGCGCUCAAAUGCACAGUCUGAUACGGAGUUGCCCGACUGUGUGGUGUGCAUGUGUCCAGUGGAGACCAGCUCUGAUCUGUAUCGCCUGGAGGGAUGUGGACAUGGGUAUUGCACGGUGUGCAUCAAGCUUCAGGUCAGUGUGUCGGUGCAGGACAAGCAGUUCCCUAUGUCCUGUGCUCACGAGGGAUGUGGCCAACUGCUGGUUUGGAAAGACAUUGAUUUUUUCCUCAAAAAGAAAUGGAUAGCAGGAGACAAACUUGCUCAGAUGGCUCUGAAUGCUUAUGUAGAGCAACAGCCUGACAAAUACAAGUUUUGCUCCACUCCAAACUGCCCUGUUGUGUAUGAAGUGACGCAUGAGCCACAAGGUUGUGUGUUCACCUGUCCGUCGUGUUACGCCAGCGUCUGUUCUUCUUGCAACAAGGCUUCCCAUGCAGGACUUACUUGUGAGAUGGCAAAGAGCUUGAGUAAUGCGGAGAAAGAACUGGAACGUUGGACAAAAGAAAACCCUGAGAAACGCAAAAUCUGCCCUGGAUGUAGGGGCCCGGUUGAAAAGAUUUACGGCUGCAACAAAAUGCACUGCUCGUGUUGCAGGGUUAUCUUUUGCUGGUUGUGUCUGAAACGCUUUCCAACGGAAACACUUUGCUAUGCUCACCUCAGGUCUGCACAUGGAGGAAUUUUCUAACAGAAGAAAACCAGAUAUGUCUCUUGUUUGUUUCCGCAAUUGUCAAGCUUAACACAUCUUGUAUUGACUUGUUCAUUUGCUUAUCUUUACUUGAAGUUGAAAACCUUUCUCCGCCUGCUGACUUUGAGAAGUUGAUUUUUCUGUUUGUAGCCUUAUUUUUUUCUGAAGACUUUUGCCACAAAGUGAUUUGAUUGUUAUUCUUGUGAUUUUCUUGUUUACAAUGUGUGCUUGAAAGAUUUUUUUUGGUCUUUUUCAGAUGUUGCAUGAUUGUGGUUAUUCUAAGUGUAAAUAAAAUGCUAAUGCUCUUUAUUGUGCUUUCUAAAGACAUGAGUUUAUUGACUACCUGGUACAUCAGUUUUUCUGCUUGGAUGUUGCAUUUGAGAGACAAGGUCGAAGUUGCCCACCUUCUAUGAUCUUUAAUGUGGUGAGGGGGAUGUAAAGUGAUUACAUUUUUUUCUUAAAUCUUGAUGUACAGAAAUUUAUUAGUUUUAUGAAGCCUGUUACAUAACUGUUUUGUUUCUGUCUCAGAAAAGUGAAAACAAGAUAUCAGUGUAUUUCUCUGUACAUUUACUGUUUUACUUGUUUGUGCCUCCUGUUUGUACUGACGGUUCUAAAAACCUUUCAUGACAUUACUUUCUCUGAGCUAAAAAAAACAUCAUUCAGGUGAUUUUGCCAAAUUUGCGAUAAUCAAGUUCUAUUGUUCGUAUGUCUUUCUUUUUAUCAGCGCUUAUUGGUUUUUGCUGUACCACCACGAUUCACUUUGUUUAUUUAUACUUAUAUUGGUACUAAACUUUACUUUCAGUAGUGUUCGAAAAGUUAUACUACGGAUGGGCUCAAUAGUGCAAAACCUUUGUUGUACCUGUUGUAUGUUAUUGCUAUUCUCUGUUUUUGGCCUUAAUUGUAUCUGUGGCGUAUUAAUGAUGACUGUAAGGAUGAUGAUGAGGUAUUACGGAGUACAUGUACUCAAAAUCAAAUGCAUUCCAGUGUAUUAUACAGUGGAGCUGCUUAAACUGCAAUUUACGGAACCGUCAGAUUUUCUUUGAUUUAGCUGGGUUUUCAGUUUAGAGAUAUUGUUCAAACAAAGAGAAAAUAAAUGAUGAUUUUAUUUUCUUUCCAUUUACCGCUGCUUUAGGAUAAACUGUGUUUGGUUUAAGCGGACUACACUGUAAUACAUGUAUGUACUGUGAACAUUUUCGUGUCCUACAGAUUAGGGGCGGAGAGAACAAUUGCCCCACAGUAAAACAGCAAAAGGUCGAACCCUUUAAUGUGUUCAAAACCAUACAAUGUAUUGCUGGGUAAGUGCCAUACUUCGAAAUGACCUGUGUGCGUCUACAAAGGAGUUGGGUUUUCAGUUCAUACAACCAACCAAUAUCCAACUCCCUUUCACCUUCUCCUUUCUUUCUAACUACUUCUUUGGUCCGUGUAGUGGGACAAAUGUCCUAGUUGGAAGGAGGGAAAAGUAUAUACAUACAAUGUAUGUGUGUGUAUAAUUAAUAUUAUAUAUAUAUAUGUAUUAAAUAUAUAUGUAUGUAUAUGUAAAACACGCAUCAACACAUCCACUCGAACACACACAUCAUUGUAUAUCAAUGAGAUGUAGCUAUAUUUGCUAUCAAAAUUAGUAGGGCUACUGUUUUAUUUAAAUUCAUAAAUCCUCUGUUCGAACAUUGGAUAAAGUGUCUUCUCUUUUGAUGCCAUUACUUGGUUGUGAUAUUUAUUUCCUUGUUAUGUACCCUGAUGAUUCCCAGGGAAUGUUUCUGUGAUGACGUGAAAGUGGAUUGAUGCUGUUUGAUGUUCCAUGCACAACUGUUGGUUUGUUUUCCAAAAAGUGUAUUCCAAACAUUUGUUAUUUUGGUUCUGGACAGACUUUGAUUAAUAAAUACAUCAUCGUGAUGUG